Messenger RNA from Megalops cyprinoides (Indo-Pacific tarpon), 926 nucleotides. RefSeq names its product NK3 homeobox 1 (gene nkx3-1). The record is from RefSeq and is a predicted model, not a curated record. Bases 95 to 799 code for a protein of 234 amino acids. The transcript is spliced from 2 exons. Gene Ontology annotation, cellular component: nucleus. Gene Ontology annotation, molecular function: RNA polymerase II cis-regulatory region sequence-specific DNA binding; DNA-binding transcription factor activity, RNA polymerase II-specific. Gene Ontology annotation, biological process: cell differentiation; regulation of transcription by RNA polymerase II. NCBI's taxonomy places the organism in Eukaryota, Metazoa, Chordata, Actinopteri, Elopiformes, Megalopidae.
UUUGGAUCUAUAUAUCGCAGUACGGAACAAGUCUGAGGCGCCCUUUUUGCUGGACCAGUGACCAGAUCUGAUCGGUGGAUCUGUGGCCGCAGAAAUGUCUGUCUCGGUCAAACCGUUAACGUCGUUUCUUAUUCAAGAUAUACUGUCCAUUAAAGAGGACAAACGAUUGAGCGCCUUUGGAUGUGCUUCACUCGGUGAACCAACACAGCGGUGUAGAACUACCACAGGUGAAGACACACAAUCUCCUAGGUACAAAUGGACAGACUGUGCCAACAGACAGCAAACUAGUGACAAUGUACUCGCAAAUGAAGCUGACACAGAGGAACAAGCCUCUACUGCUCGUAUCAGUGGUGGGGAAAAAGAUUCCAACGACAGAUCUUGCACCAGUUCCCCGGACCUAAAAAGCAGUCACUCUGCCGAGAACUUCGGCGGAGUCGGAAAGCAGAAGCGUUCUCGCGCCGCGUUUACGCACAUGCAAGUGUUGGAGCUGGAGAAGAAAUUCAACCAGCAGAAGUACCUUUCCGCACCAGAGAGAGCGCAUCUGGCCAGCAGUCUGAGGUUAACCGAAACACAAGUUAAAAUCUGGUUUCAGAACAGAAGGUACAAAACCAAAAGGAAGCAACUGGCAUCAGAGUAUGGUAAGGACCCCUUUCAACAACCGGAGGGACUAUCUUUCCAUGGCACGGAGGAGGACUUGGUUAGAGCGUCACUUUUCGCAACUAUGUACAAAGCUUACCAAUAUCGGCCAUAUUUUUACGACCACAGUGGUUUCGGCGUAUGGAAAUCUACAUUAUGGUGAAAAAAUGAAUAGACAUUGGACAGUAAUUCACGAUGUCACUCAUAUGUGAAGUGCAGAUUACACAUGUAUAAAACGUCAGAUUAUGACAUUUAUCUUUAGCAUUAAACGUUUGUUUGUCUGUUUUUCA